Molecule: messenger RNA, 5118 nt
Organism: Saccharomyces mikatae IFO 1815
Lineage: Eukaryota; Fungi; Ascomycota; Saccharomycetes; Saccharomycetales; Saccharomycetaceae
Gene: FIG2
Product: Fig2p
Exons: 1
Coding region: 1-5118 (1705 amino acids)
Source: RefSeq, a predicted model, not a curated record
AUGACCGUAAUGAACACAUUUGCGUCUUUAGGUUUAAUAUACCCAGUAGUAUGCCUUUUAACCAUAGCAAACGCUCAAAUUGUACUUUAUCAUAACAGUUCUGCAACACCCAUCUCUACUGCAGUAGCCAGUUCGGUUGUAGAAGUUUACGAUUUCUCCUCAACUCACGAAUCGCAAUAUCCCUCCUCUGAUUCAUAUGUGCAACCGUCAACAAACUUCGAAACGUUGUCUACUUUUUCAUCAAGCCUUUCUACUUCCACCGAUUCGUCGUCGAACUAUAGAGUAUCUUCCUUAUUGAUACUCUCCGAUACGAGCCUUUCAUACUCUAGUGUUUCCCACGAAGUGCCAAGUUCAUCAAUAUCAAAGCCACCCGUUUUCACUUCAACCGUACAAGCUCAUGAAACAUCCCCAUUAUCUUCUUCAUUGGAAUCAUCGAACUCCCUUCUCUCUUCUGCAGGUUUACCUCUGUCAACUUCGUUGGUAUCUGCAUCCAUCGAUCCAUCUCAUAGUUGGAUUUCUUUGAGCUCAGUAGAGUCUAACUUUAUUAUUUCAACGACCACUUCUGCUUCUUCAGCGAAUACUGGCCCAAAAUCUCUAAAUGAUUCGAAAAGUUCUGAAGCUGCAGACACUAUUACUACAUUUUUAUCUGAUUCCUCUUCCUCCUUUUCUUCAGGCAGUUUUACUCAAACAUUAUUAUCAAGCUUAUCAGAACCUUUGUCUAAUUUUUCAAGUGGCCUCAUACCAAGUUCGACUGUUCAAGCGACUACUAGUAGCCUAGAAUCUAGUACUCUUUCACCUACUGUUAAUCCCACAUCGUCAUUAUCUCUAGCAUUUGAGGCUUCGAGUAUGGGUUCAAUUAGUGGGCCAGAAUCACUAUCUUUUGACUCUAGUAGCACACCCUCUACGAAAAGUGGCAACUCUUCCGUUUUGACAUCCGAUGUAAUUUAUGCGUACAGUACCUUGGUUCAAUCUUUACCGUCAUUAUCAGUUACUUCUUCUCUUCUCACCGCUACAAAUGAAUAUUCAUCUAUACAAUUGUUAGGCCCGGAUGAAGCAAUAAAAAGUGAAACAGUCCAGCUCACUACUUUUAUCAAUUCUAUACCACUUGGGACAGCUAUAUCUACUCCGUUUACUGACUCGCAGAAUUCAAUUGGUUUCACAACGUCCAAUUCUACGAUUCUUGGUUCUUCCAACCAGGCCGCUACGUCGACUAUAAACGAACAUUCACAAAAACAGGAUUGGUCAAGCUCUACAGUACCAUUGUCUCAUACAACAUGGGUUGUUGUUGAGAGUACUAAUACCGAAGGCUCUGUGAUUCCAACCACGUCGCCAGCCUAUGUUUCCACGGCCACCAAGACGGUGGAUGGGAUUGUUACCGAGUAUGUUACGUGGUGCCCCUUGACUGAAACAAGGUCUCAAAUUAUUGAGGCCAGUUCAUCCACACCUAGUAUUGCACAAACAUCUUCAUUCAGUGGUACAUCCGUUUUAAACUCCAACUCCACGAUUCUUGGUUCUUCCAACCAGGCCGCUACGUCGACUGUAAACGAGCAUUCACAAAAACAGGAUUGGUCAAGCUCUACAGUACCAUUGUCUCACACAACGUGGGUUGUUGUUGAGAGUACUAAUACCGAAGGCUCUGUGAUUCCAACCACGUCGCCAGCCUAUGUUUCCACGGCCACCAAGACGGUGGAUGGGAUUGUUACCGAGUAUGUUACGUGGUGCCCCUUGACUGAAACAAGGUCUCAAAUUAUUGAGGCCAGUUCAUCCACACCUAGUAUUGCACAAACAUCUUCAUUCAGUGGUACAUCCGUUUUAAACUCCAACUCCACGAUUCUUGGUUCUUCCAACCAGGCCGCUACGUCGACUGUAAACGAGCAUUCACGAAAACAGGAUUGGUCAAGCUCUACAGUACCAUUGUCUCAUACAACGUGGGUUGUUGUUGAGAGUACUAAUACCGAAGGCUCUGUGAUUCCAACCACGUCGCCAGCCUAUGUUUCCACGGCCACCAAGACGGUGGAUGGGAUUGUUACCGAGUAUGUUACGUGGUGCCCCUUGACUGAAACAAGGUCUCAAACUCUUAAGACCAGUUCGUCGACGAUUAGCAAUACGCAAACUACCGGUUAUUCCUCGAAACUAAAGCCAUUAACCUUGCAAUCAGCUAGUUCAAAAUCUUCACAAUUGACAGAUUCUAACAGGGCUGAAACUAUAAGCACCCAUCAUAAGCCAACCUCAAGGUCUGUAUAUUUUAGUGGCACUUUAGAUGAUUUUCCUUUGACCACCAGUGAUCUUACUUCUUCCGUAUCUUUCUAUUCGAUUGUCUCCUCUACUGAAAGUUCUGCAGCUAUUACCCCUAAUGCUACUGUUACACUUGGAUUGGCUGGCAAGCAAUCGUCUAGUGGUGUUUUUGUUACUGCCAAAAUAAGUCAACCCACAAGCCCUAGCCAAAGUGCAUUUACUGCCUCACCUUUAGAAUCCAUAGAACUUGUCUCAGCUGAGACUUCUCAUAGAGAUUCGUUAUCCAACAGCUAUUCAUUGACUACUCCACAGCUAAGGAUUAGUUCAUUACAGACUGAUUUGCUAUCUACUGUUACAUCAACGAUGAACGGUACCUUUAUUCAAUAUACAACAUGGGCCCCAACGACAAGCGUUUCUUAUAAAACUUUGAUAUCCCAUAAAACACUAGUUCUUACCACGGAAGUCUGCUCUCAUUCGGAGUGUACUCCAACUGUUAUCACUAGCGUUAGUGCGACAACUUCUAAAGUUCCUGUUUCAUCAAUGUCUGAAGCUAACGUAUCAUCGUCUGAAACCAACGUAUCACCCUCUCAAACCAACGUGUCAUCGUCUUCAGUAUCCAAAAGUACAGAAGAUACUUCUAUUUCUAAAACUACAAUUGGUACUCGGGCUUCUGCCGCUUCCGAAACAACUUCUAUCAGCCAAAGUUUGACCAUUAAUCAAUAUAUUACCAGUACCAGAACUUUUGUUCAUUCUGAAACUGGUACUGGUAGCCAAAGCUCUUCUGCUUUUCCAAGUUUUACCAGUACUGAAAACAUCCUCUUCCCUACAUUGUCUACUGAAAUGAUAAAUACUACCGUGCUUUCAACAAAAACUUUCAUUUUUAGUACUGAAGUCUGUUCUAAUUCUAAAUGCACCCCAACAGUUAUCACAAACGUUGCUAAUUCUAAGGUUACGUCUUCUAAUAAACACUCUUCGCAAACGCUACAAACAGAUGAUGUAGAGACACUAACAACUCAUAAAACUAUGAUUUUGAGUACCGAAGUUUGCUCUAAUUCAAUUUGCACACCGAAAGUGAUUACUUCUAAGACAACAAAAAGUACUCCACCUGCCUCUCCAACCUUCUCAAAGUCUGGCCCAUUGUUAGCUUCUACUGGGAAAACUUCUUUGGAAACCUCUUCUAAAAAGUCUACUUCGUCUGUAAGCAGCCAAAUUUUGCCUUUAGUAUCUACAGGUUCCGAGAAAAGCUUGAAGGCAUCUGCUUCUGAGACAUUCAGCACUAUUUUGGUAAGUGUUACAAUCCCACAUUCAUAUGAUACAACGACGACGAAUGAAAAGUUCGGUAGUACCAUUUUACUACACGAUAUCACUUCAGAGUACAAAACUCCUUCUUCUUCUUCUUCUUCUUCGACUUCUGUUCAAUAUUCACUAUCAACCGCUACCACAACAAUCAAUGGCACUAAGACUAUUUACACAACCUGGUGUCCAUUGACAGAAACAUCGACUGUCAAUGCUUCUAAGCAGUCCUCUUGUAGUGGUGACAGAUGUCAUUCCUCGACCAAAACCUCCACGUCUUCAUCUUCGGUACCUACUCAAUAUACAUUAUCUACUGCUACGACAACGAUAAAUGGGCUUAAGACUGUUUACACAACAUGGUGCCCAUUAACAAGAAAAUCUUCUGUAGCGGCCACUACAAAACCUUCUUGUUUUGAUAAAAAGUGUGGAAAAACUUCCUCAACUGUUCAAGUCGGUACCAUUUCAGCUUCAUUUGCAACAUCUACUUCGAUUUCUUUGAAUAAUUCAACACCACCCAAGUCUAAUCUUGAGUAUUCGACUGGGGAAGAAAAAAAGAGCACAUGCUCCGGUGAUGAAUGUAGACAAACUGUACCAACGUCAUCAUUCUCAUCCACUUUGACAUCAAUAUUUUCCCUAUCAAUGUCCACAUCAUCAAACCCAUUGUUAACAACAAAAAUACCGAGUGUGAUACCAACACACACAUCUAUCCAAUUGUCAUCAUCAUCAUCAUCAUCAUCAUCAUCAUCAUCAUCAUCAUCAUCACCAUCAUCAUCAUCAUCAUCAUCAUUAUCAUCAUCAUCAUCAUCAUCAUCAUCACCAUCAUCAUUAUCAUCAUCAUCAUCAUCUGUUUCUAUAUUACCAACUAUUGAUACUGUUGUUGUUUCGAAACCUAUUUCUUCCACUGCAACAAGAACUUGUACUGGAUUGCAAUGUCAACAGAAGAUCUCCACCGUCUGCAGUGGAUCCAAUUGUAACGAUUUGACUUCGCUGUCUACUUCUUCUCCAACCACGGUUACUGAUACCCUGACAUGUACUGAAUCCAGAUGUAAGGAAGCCAAACGUAGCAGUUGUGAGGGUCCCACAUGUAAAAUAUCGCAAACGCAUGAGUCAAGUGCUACAUUUUCUGUAUGCAGUGGAGAAAAAUGCCCAGGUUCCACCACUAUUAAGUCACGUUCUCAGUACAUCACGAUGACAUCUGUGAUUACUCCAAGUGCUAUAACGACUACAUCAAUGGAAGUUCAUUCAACUGAGUCAACUAUAUCGAUUACCACAGUUAAGCCAAUAACAUAUACAUCAAGUGGCACCAGAGGGCAACUGAUUACCAUAACGAGUUCCAGUCAAACUGUGAUUCCAUCUGUAACCACAAUAAUAACGAGAACAAGAGUGGCGAUUACUUCAACACCAAAGCCAACGACUAUGACAUAUGCCACUCAACAACCUUCCUCGAGCAGUAUUGAUUCUUCCCUUGCUGCAGUUGCAUCGUCAACUUGGAUUACAACACCUAUUGUUAGCACAUAUGCUGGUUCGGCGUCAAGAUUUAUCUUUAGUAGGUUCUUUAUGACAAUGCUAAUAGUAGUCAGCUUCAUUUGA